AUGUCAGAAAUUAGUAUACCGCGUUCAAUGACUCAUACUGAUGAAGCUUCAUCACAUGAACAACAAGAUCAAAUUGUAUUUGAAAAUGUUGCUGAUCAAUAUGUCAAAGGUGAUGAUGUUACAGUACAUUUUAUUAUUUCAAACAAUAUUAUGAUUGAUCUAAGUGAUGAUUAUAUUGGUUUAUUACGUAUCGGUUGUACACAUAUGGAAGAAUGUUUAGCUUAUGCACCGGUACAAUUUAUUUCAUCGACAGCAUCGGAAACAACUCGUCAUGGUACAGCUGUAUUUCCGUCAACAUCCUUACCAACAACAGAGGAUGAAUUUUAUCAAUUUUCGUAUCUUAAAAAUAAACGAAAAUGUCUUGCGUCAUCAAUACCAUUUCAAUUAAAUUGUUCAAUUGAUGAUAUUGAUUUAUUAUCAAGUACAAUAUGUCAAGCAUUAUUAGAAAAAAAGCCAAUGAAACAUAUUAAUGAUGGUCUUAUAACAUUUGCUGAUCAAGAUAAUGAUGAUCUUGUUGUUGUACAUACAACAGGAAUGUUAAUUGAAGAAAAAUUACGUCAAGAAAAUCAACAAUUAUUAGAAAUUAAUCGACGUUUAGAACAACAAAAAGAUGAAUGUAAAGCAAAAUUCGAAUUAUUAGAUAUUAAAUCUAAUGAAUAUAUUAAUAAAGUUAAAAAUGAUAUGCAACUUCUUGCAACAACUCAUAAAGCAACUAUUGAUGAAUUAUCAACACGUCAACAUUUAGAAGCUAAAUUACGUGCAGAAUAUGAUACUUGUCAAGCUUUAUGCAGUCAAUAUCAAUCUGAAUCUUUACAUUUUGCUGAACGUUAUCGCACAUUUGAAGAUUCAAACGCACAAUUAUCUAAUGAAGUAACAAAAUUACGUUCACAAUUAUCUAUUUCAACACAAUUAACUAAUGAACAACUCGUACAAAUAAAAGAUUUUGAAAAACGUUUAGUACAAUCCAAUGAAUUAUUAAAAUCAGCUAAUCAAUAUAAAAAUCAAUUAGAACAACAAUUACGUGAUUUACGUUUAACAACAGAAAAAUAUCAAAUAUCUAUGCAAGCACAAAUUGAUGCUUAUACAAAACAAUCAUCACAACAAGAAAAUCAAAUAAAUGCAUUAGAAACAGCAAAUAGUUUAUUAAAAGACGAAUUAAAUUCACUUAAAGCUGAUAAUACAUUUUUAUUAACAAUGGCUAAUGAUGAUAAACAAUUAAUAAAAGAUUUACAAAAGAAAAUCAAUGAUUUAAAUGAACAACAUCAUAUACAAAAUGAACAAAAACAAAAUGAAUUAAAAACACUUCGCAAAGAAUUAGAAUAUUCAAAAGGAAAUUCAAAUGAUUUAAUAAUUUUGAAAAAUUCAUUUAAUGAAAUUGAAAAACGGUGUGUUAAACAUCAAAAAAGUGAAAUUGAAGUUAAAAAACAAUUAACAGCUUACAAAGAAUAUAUUGAUGAAUUACAAAAUAAAGUUCAAGAUUUAACAGAACGAUUAUCGGCUGGUGCUGAUGAAUAUAAAAUUCUCUAUCGUAAAUAUGCAGCACUUGAACGUAUGAUUGUAAAAGCAAAUAUACAAUGUCCACCUUUACCAAAAACAAAUCCAACAACAUUAUCAAAUGAAACUGGUCUUAAUGAAGAAGCAUUAGUUACUCUUCUUCGUAAUUCAUAUGAACUCCAACAACAAGACCGACGUCAAGAAGAAGAAGAAGAAAAAGAUGAAGAACAAGAGAUAGAUGACGAAGAAGAACAAAUAACAAUAGCAGCAGCAGCAGCAGCAGCAGCAGCAACAUCACAAACAUCGCCUACAAAUGAAGAAAUACGUGAAUGUCCAAUGUGUUAUUGGGAAUUCCCAAAACAUUUAACACUUGAAAACAAAAAAGAUCAUAUUGAAAAUCAUUUUAAUUAA
This is a messenger RNA of Adineta steineri, 1905 nucleotides long. NCBI's taxonomy places the organism in Eukaryota, Metazoa, Rotifera, Eurotatoria, Adinetida, Adinetidae. The record is from the annotation of a GenBank genome assembly.